AGGCGGGGAGAAGGGCGGAAGCACCCGUGGGGGCCGCCAUCUUGGCUGAGACGGUAGUCGCGUGCGACCAAAUCUUCUCGGGCUUUUUUGCGCCUUGUGCUGAGCCUUCUGAGUGGAGCGGAAAACGAGUCGCCGCAUGGCGAGAAGCCCCGUGGACGCGCACAAGGUGGAGGAGGGGGACGAGGAUCCCAGGGUCGCCGUCGAUCUGUUGGAUGCUGUCUUGGGCUCCUUGUACGAUUUUGGUGAGUCACAACAUGAGGGAAACAAGAAGAAAAGGAGCAAAAAGAAAACAUCACAGAAAAAGUUAGGAAUAAAAGCCAGCAAUGCUUUCCUAGAAGAUGACAGCAUGAAACUUGAAUACAGCACAGUAACAACAGUCAAGAGGCAAAGUGCCUCCAAUUUCUUUGAAAAUUUGAAAAAUGAACUGGAUUAUGAGUGUAUUAAUCUGAAAAGAUCUCUCCAAGAAUUGAGCACCUCUGAUGUUGUCCUUCCUAAACCUGCCCAUCCUGAAAAAAAGGUAGAAAUAGAAGUUGUUAAUUUCCAUAGUUACAAGAGAAAGAAGAAACGUAAACUUGAAAUUGCUGAAGAUUGUGACUCCAAGGCAAAGAAGACUAUUCAAGAAAAGAAUGUGGAUGGCCAAGAUUUUAAUUUGGAAAAAGCCCGUUUGGAAGUGCACCGGUUUGGAAUCACUGGAUUUGAGAAAAAAGAACAGCGGGUUUUGGAACAAGAACGUGCUAUUAUGUUAGGAGCAAAGCCUCCAAAAAGGGAAUAUUUGAACUACAAGAUUCUCCAAGAAAAAAUCAAGGAAAAAAAAGCAACCAAGAAAGAAGAAAGCACAGUGGACAAUAAAUCUGAUUCCCUGAAGAGGAGGAAGAAAAAAGGGCAGGAGGCAAGCACAAAAUCCAAGAAGAAGGCAAAGCCCAGCAUUCUGCCAACAGGGCAAGUUGGAAAAUUUAAAAACGGGACCCUUAUUCUUCGCAGCUGUGACAUAAAGAAAAUCAAAUCUUCCAAACUGAUUAAAUGACAUCACCAAAUCAUGUUUGUACAGAAAAUGACAUGAAGACACUUUGUAGCCACAAUCCUUUUUAAAAGGCUUUCAUUUAAUUUUUGUAAACCCUGAUUUCUCAUCCCCUGCUCUGCUGUGUAGAAAAGUGUGAUGUAGUACCACAAACUGAACUGGGGGGGGCAUAACUGUGAUACCGUUGCUGUCAUCCAAAUUAAACAGUUGCCAGUACUUUACAAAGCUAA
Messenger RNA from Sphaerodactylus townsendi, 1248 nucleotides. RefSeq names its product linkage group 01 C1orf131 homolog (gene FSAF1). The transcript is spliced from 7 exons. NCBI's taxonomy places the organism in Eukaryota, Metazoa, Chordata, Lepidosauria, Squamata, Sphaerodactylidae. The record is from RefSeq and is a predicted model, not a curated record. The coding region runs from base 137 to 1024 and encodes 295 amino acids.